Molecule: messenger RNA, 504 nt
Organism: Morchella importuna
Lineage: Eukaryota; Fungi; Ascomycota; Pezizomycetes; Pezizales; Morchellaceae
Exons: 2
Coding region: 1-504 (167 amino acids)
Source: RefSeq, a predicted model, not a curated record
AUGCCUCCCACUCAUUCCCCUGACCCUCAGUAUUCUCAGUACCUAGCGAACAUGUUAGCCUCAUGCCGCAACAAAAUAGCUCGCUUUACUGAGGAGCUCGUUUCGACCUACAAGCGGCGACAUUGCACAGCUGCUAUGCUUACCUUCGAACGGAUUCAGCUCCAUCAAGACGGUUACGCUACAACGCCACCGUCUGCCGAUGUUGCUUGUAAUGAGCCAAUGGAAAUCCAGGUGACACGAGCAGCAAUCGAAAAUAUGGUGCAGGAUCUGAGAUUUCUAGAAAACUGGCGUGAAUACAUUGCACGGCAGAUGUACGAGAUGAAGGCGGCAGAAUUAAACCUCAUGGUGGAUAUCAAAGCGGAUAACGACUUGCUCGAGAGGAACAGUGCCUUCGUGAAGUUGGAUGCUGGUGGGAUCCUGACAGGGAUUUCAUCCACGGAAUAUCUCUCGACUACCGUUUUGUUUGGCCACUCGGUGAAUACUGGCUCAUCCGCUAGUGAGUAA